Messenger RNA from Cladophialophora yegresii CBS 114405, 327 nucleotides. RefSeq lists its product as uncharacterized. The coding region runs from base 1 to 327 and encodes 108 amino acids. The transcript is spliced from 3 exons. Lineage: Eukaryota; Fungi; Ascomycota; Eurotiomycetes; Chaetothyriales; Herpotrichiellaceae. The record is from RefSeq and is a predicted model, not a curated record.
AUGACGCCCAACAUCACCAAAGGUCAGACCGACACCUCGAAGUUCACCGGCGAGGGACCCGCAGGGAAGGACGCCCACCCGAACAAGAACCCCGUCCAGGAAUAUAACCCUGCGCCUGGCGCCAAAGCCCCGGCACUCAGCUCCGACGGCACGAUCGGCAAGCAAUUCACAGCAGACGGUUCCAUCGGCAGCAUACCCCAGAGCAUUGGUGGCCCGUUCGACCAGAACGGAGUCAUAGGCCAUGCAUUCAAGGAGGAUGGCGCCAUUGGCGGCACGAUGAAUAAAGUCCUUGGACAUACACCUGGAGACAAGCCUACGAAUGGUUGA